Molecule: messenger RNA, 1644 nt
Organism: Coffea eugenioides
Lineage: Eukaryota; Viridiplantae; Streptophyta; Magnoliopsida; Gentianales; Rubiaceae
Product: pre-mRNA-splicing factor CWC22 homolog
Exons: 1
Coding region: 1-1644 (547 amino acids)
Biological process (GO): mRNA splicing, via spliceosome
Cellular component (GO): catalytic step 2 spliceosome
Molecular function (GO): protein binding; RNA binding
Source: RefSeq, a predicted model, not a curated record
AUGGAUAAUUUCAUCGUAUCCAAUGUUGAUCGUAGCAGAGAAGGUUGGACUGAAGAGGAGAUGGCCUUUGAUCCAAGAAUUUUGGCAAGCCAGCGUCCGUUGUGGGAUGCCUUGAAGAAAACCAUCAACAGGCUCGUGAACAAAGUCACGGUAUCCAACGUUAGGAAUGUUGCAAAAGAAUUGUUGUCCGAAAACUUGAUAUGGGGUAGAGGUUUGUUUUGCUCUGCAAUUCUCAAGACCUCCAUAGCAUCCCAUAGUUUCACACCUGUUUUCGCGGCCUUGGUUGCAGCGAUCAACUCAAGAUACCCUGAUGUUGGGUACCUUCUGAUCAAAAGAAUUGUGGAACAGUUCAAGAUUGGUUGCAAGCAAAACGAUAAGCACCAAUUAGUGCCGCUUGUGAAGCUCUUGGCUCAUUUAGUCAACCAAGGAGUUGUACAUGAAUUGCUGGCAGUUGAGUUUCUGUUUGUUCUUUUACAAGACGCUACAGAGGAUAAUAUAGAAGUUGCUGCUAUCUUGGUUCGACAGUGCGGUUCUACAAUCCUUGAAUCCAAUCCAAGAGGGCUCGCUGCUGUUUUCGAGAGGUUCAGAGAAAUACUUCAGGAUGGGGAUAUGGAUAAGCGUGCUGAAUCCUUAAUUGAGAGCUUGUUUGCUAUCAGAAGUUCCAGGUUUUCUAGUUACCCUGCCAUGCGCCCUGAGCUGGAUAUUGCUGAAUCGGCUGAUCAAGUCAUCCAUGAAAUCUCUCUUUGCAAUGACUUGGAUCCAGAGAUGUACCUUGACGUGUUUCACCUUGAUCCUCAGGUUCUGAUGAGCGAUGAAGAGAGGUAUAAAAUGCUCAAAGCAAUUGUGCUUGGAGAAGAGGACUAUGAGAAGCAUGCGGAUGAUGGAGCAGCUAAAUCCAACCAAGGUAUAUCUGAGGAGGAUUCAAGCAUUGAAGACAAGACUGAGACUGAUGUUGAGAACCUUAAAAAGACCAUCUUUCUCACUAUGAUGUCAGGUAAUGAUUUUGAGGAUGCUGGACACAAGCUCCUUGCCAUUCCAUUGCGUCGAAAUCAGGAGAUGGUAAUCUGCAAAAUGCUGCUAGACUGCUGCUCCCACCAGAAGACGUACAACAGAUACUUCACACUGUUGGCACAGCAACUUUGCCUGCUCAAAGAGGUAUAUCGUGACAAUUUUGAGAACUGCUUUCUCCUGCAGUACUCCAUUGUUGACAGCCUUAAGACACACAAGCUGCACAAUGUUGCCAAAUUUUUUGCCCAUCUUCUGUCCAGUGAUUCCCUGACAUGGCAUAUAUUGGGCUGCAUUCGCCUCACAGAGGAGAAUACUGCUGCUACUACUUCAUCAUCAGGGAUGUUCAUCAAAAUCUUAUUCCAGGAGUUGGCAAAGGAGCUUGGUGUUCCCUUGCUCAAGAAGAGGCUGAAUGAUCCAACUCUACAGGGAUCGCUUGAUUCAAUAUUCCCCAAGAAUAAUAAUACAAGAAACUUGCGUUUCUCAAUCAACUUCUUCACCUCCAUUGGGAUUGGAGGCCUAACAGACAACCUCAGAGAAAACUUGAGAAAUAUGCAAAAGCAAAAUCACCAGGUCUCGUCUCAUUCUGAUCAGGGAACUCAGAGCUUUGGCACCGGUGGAUCAAAACCAUUCCAAUAG